ACGUUUACUGUUCUUUUCUCACAGGAACUGGUGCGCAUAUGUGGUGACUCGGACCGUCAGCUGCAUGGUUGAGGAUGGCAUUGAAACAUAUGUGAAACCAGAGUACCAGGCCUGUACUUGGGGUCAGGUCCAGUGUCCUCGUUCUGUGACGUACCGUAGCUUUGUGAGGCCUCGCUACAAGGUAGCAUACAAGACCAUAUCUGAUAUGGAAUGGAGAUGCUGCCAGGGGUACUCGGGGGAUGACUGUAUGGAUGGACCUGCUGCUGGGGCCCAUAUUACCACCACUAUGCCACGGCCAAAGCCUGUGAGACCCAACAUCUCUGGGUCUAGUGGCGGAAAUUCACUGAGUGGUUCUGGGGGAGAAGGCUAUGGUGAUUCUGAGAAAGUGAGACAGCUAGAGGAAAAAGUGAAAAAUCUGACCAAGGAGCAGCAGAAUUUACAGUCAAUCAUUCACACACUGGAAACAGCCUUUAAUGGGAAGCAACCGGCCGAUUCUGCUCAACCAGAGAUGAAAGUGACACUCACUAAAAUACAGCAGCAGCUCACACAACUGGAUAACCGGAUCAAUGACCAUGAUAAGGAACUAGGGAAUUUAAAUAAUGGAAAUAACAAACAGCCAGGCAACUCAGAUCAGAUAAUGGCUCAGAAAUUAACAGAGUUGCGGGGAGAUAUCUUAAGAGAAGUAGAGCAAAGGAUGAUGCAAUCAUGCUCUGCCUGUCUAUCUGGUUUGGACGGAUUCCAGAAACAACAGAAUGAAGAUAGGGAAAGAAUUCAAGGUAUGGAGAAACUUAUCCGCUCUAUAGACCAGCGCAACAGAGAGGCUGUGCAGAACAUUCAGACACAUGUGGUAGACCUGACAUCUCGACUUUCAAAGGACUGCUGUGCUGAAGUCACUGACCUACGCAUAAGAGUGGAGGACACAGCAAGUAAAGCAGAGACACUUUCUAGCUCUGUCAUUGCACUAACUGUACGUCUGGACAAUAAGCUUGGUGACAGUGACAAGGAUGGGACUCAGGAAGACAAUGACUUGAACAGUCGCAUAGAAGAUAUUGAAGCUCGAAUGAAUACCACACAAAAAACCCUUGAGGAUCAUUACUAUCACUACUUCCAUGAAGAGAUCAACAAACUGAAAAAUGACUUAGAGGACCGAAUCUUUAGCAAUGAGAAAAAUAUAAAUAUACUGCUUAAUGAGUGGGGAAAUAGUUCUGGAUUUGAGGAUACAGUAGGGAAAACCAUAACAGAUCUUGCACUGGAUAUAAACUUCCUGAAGGACCUCCAUGGAAAAAACGAGAACAGCCUUGCCAAUGUCAUUCAGGAUAUUGAUGAUCUGAGAAAUGAUGUUGUGAACGGGUGUAAUCAGUGUAAAGCAGAAAAUUCAGAUGGUAAGUUCUCUGAUCUGGAGAGGAGAGUGAAUCAUCAUGAAAAUGAAAUUGGCAUUAUAAGAUCAGACCUACAUGACCUCAAAAUAUCUAGAAGUUCUGUGCAGGACACUCUCCAUGACCUGGAGGAUGAAAUCACUAAUACAAGAUCACAUGUGGAUGCUAAUGGAGAGUCCCUAAGUAAAAUUUCUGCUGAUGUUAGUGACCUAAAUGAUAGAUUGAGAACUUCCAUUCUCACUCAGAUGCACACAUGUGAUUCCAUACACAGAGACAUGAAUCAGUAUCAAAAUGAAACUAAUGGAAAGAUGCUAGAUAUGGAAAAUGAAAUAAAGUCACUUACCCGAAUGAUACAGUUUGACUACCAGAGUUGUGGGCAGGUGUGCUCCAACCUGCAAGAAGAAGUUGGAAAGUUAAAGGAGGAGGUAGAAGAAUGUAAAAUCACCUGCCAACUUAUCCAGAAAAAAGCAGAGGAGGGCAAGGAUCUAAUUAACAAAUCAUUAGAUGGGUUCAGUGUUAUUGGUGGCAGCUCCACAAAUGACUUAAAAUCUAUGCAAGGAGAGUUGUCUAACAUUAUUGUCACCUUCAGCUCCCUCAAUGACACUAUCAAAGACCUUCAGGAGACCGUUGGAAAGCAUCAGACAGAUAUCCAUGAACUGGGGACAACCAAGGACAAAAUUAUCUCUGAGAUCAACAAAAUCCAAGGUGAAGUAACAGAUCACAUUGGAGACAGCACAGAAAGAUUUGUGAAUGUUCAAAAAGAGAUCCAUAGGUUUGGGAACACUGUGCUAGAAGAGUCCCAUAACUGUAGACGUUCCACAAGUGGACUGGAAGAGAGGCUCUCUAAGCUUGAGAAUGUCUGCCUCAAGCUGGAUACAGUCUCAGGGAGUCUUCACAAGAUAAAGGAAAAUCUAAGCAAGCACGUGUCCAGCCUGUGGAACUGUGUACAUGAAGUAAACACCACUGUGAGGACUCACAGUGCUUGGUUUGAUAAGCUCCAUAACAGCCAUUUGAACGGCAUUCACAAGAGGCUCAGCAGUUUGAACACUUCCAUGUUGGUUCUUUCAUCUGAGUUUCAGAACUUCACCCUUCAGGACUUUAUGGGACCACCUGGACUUCCUGGUCCUCCAGGCCCACAAGGAAAACAAGGUCCACCAGGACCACAAGGAUCUGCUGGACCUUCUGGGAAGGAUGGAGCUACAGGAAAGCAGGGACCUGUUGGGCCUCCAGGGUUACAAGGAGAACAAGGUCCUAUAGGCCAGACCCUGCAAGUUCCGCACAUUGCCUUCUCUGCAGGCCUCUCAUAUCCACAGCUGGACCCUGGCACAGUUGCAUUUGACAGAGUACUAGUAAAUGAUGGGGAAGCAUACAAUCCGGCGACUGGAGUCUUUACUGCACCAGUGCAAGGGCGUUACUUCAUCAGCGCCAUCCUAACUGGCUACAAAGAUGAGAAGAUUGAAGCUGUGCUCUCUAAAUCUAAUUAUGGAAUUUCCCGGGUAGAUUCUGCUGGGUAUCAACCAGAAGGUCUGGAGAAAAAACCACUAGUAGAGAACAAGACCAGCACUGGGUCACUGGGGGUCUUCAACAUCAUUCUGCAGCUAAAUGCAGGAGAAACGGUCUGCAUAGACCUGGUGAUGGGACGGCUGGCACACUCAGAUGAGCCCCUCACAAUAUUUAGUGGGGUCUUGUUGUAUGAGGGGGAGACAGAAAUUUGAGGACAACCAGUUGGACCUGGGCUCCUCUCUAUUUAACAUAUUUUUUUCCUGUGGGUGUCUCAGAUAUUAAAUGUAUAAUGUAAUUGCAUGGAGGGUCCUGUGAUGCAGCCAUAUUUGUACAUAUUGGACUUUGCUCAGGUUAUCAAACAUUGGAGAAUGCUCCAGUUAAUAUAUACAAAUUAUUAUUUUUAUCACCAGUAUAAAUUGAUAAAUAUCACUGAAUACUCAGUACAGAACUACACUGUAUCAGAGAAACGUCUUCAUUCACUUUAGAGAGGCUGUGUGCCCUGAUCAUGGGCGGAUGUUUUACUGUCAUCAUUUCAUAUCUAAUUCACUGCAGAGUGUACCCAAUGGAAGAAAUGUGCUCAGGACUGGUAGAUUAUAGGGUGCCCAAGGGCAUCACAGGGCUAAUUUACUGCAGAGUGUACCCAAUGGAAGAAAUGUGCUCAGGACUGGUAGAUUAUAGGGCCUCACACCAUAUGGCAUCACAGGGCUAAUUUACUGCAGAGUGUACCCAAUGGAAGAAAUGUGCUCAGGACUGGUAGAUUAUAGGGUGCCCAAGGGCAUCACAGGGCUAAUUUACUGCAGAGUGUACCCAAUGGCAGAAAUGUGCUCUGGACUGGUAGAUUAUAGGGUCUCCCACCAUAUGGCAUCACAGGGCUAAUUUACUGCAGAGUGUACCCAAUGGCAGAAAUGUGCUCUGGACUGGUAGAUUAUAGGGCCUCACACCAUAUGGCAUCACAGGGCUAAUUUACUGCAGAGUGUACCCAAUGGAAGAAAUGUGCUCUGGACUGGUAGAUUAUAGGGCCUGACACCAUAUGGCAUCACAGGGCUAAUUUACUGCAGAGUGUACCCAAUGGCAGAAAUGUGCUCUGGACUGGUAGAUUAUAGGGCCUCCCACCAUAUGGCAUCACAGGGCUAAUUUACUGCAGAGUGUACCCAAUGGAAGAAAUGUGCUCUGGACUGAUAGAUUAUAGGGUGCCCAAGGGCAUCACAGGGCUAAUUCACUGCAGAGUGUACCCAAUGGCAGAAAUGUGCUCUGGACUGGUAGAUUAUAGGGCCUCACACCAUAUGGCAUCACAGGGCUAAUUUACUGCAGAGUGUAUCCAAUGGCAGAAAUGUGCUCUGGACUGGUAGAUUAUAGGGCCUGACACCAUAUGGCAUCACAGGGCUAAUUUACUGCAGAGUGUACCCAAUGGAAGAAAUGUGCUCUGGACUGGUAGAUUAUAGGGCCUCCCACCAUAUGGCAUCACAGGGCUAAUUUACUGCAGAGUGUACCCAAUGGAAGAAAUGUGCUCUGGACUGGUAGAUUAUAGGGCCUCCCACCAUAUGGCAUCACAGGGCUAAUUUACUGCAGAGUGUACGCAAUGGCAGAAAUGUGCUCUGGACUGGAAGAUUAUAGGGCCUCCCACCAUAUGGCAUCACAGGUGAAUGUUUGGGCACCAUAUAUUGUACCUUUUCUGUGUAAUAAACAAAUUCCUGAGUUCUGUUGCAUAAUGGGUAAUCUGAAAUAAAAUGACUGCACCCACAGACACUGUAUGCAUUAUACCUUGGAACCCACAGACACUGCACGCAUUAUACCUUGGCACCCACAGACACUGCACAAAUUAUACCUUGGCACCCACAGACACUGCACGCAUUAUACCUUGGCACCCACAGACACUGCACGCAUUAUACCUUGGCACCCAUAGGCACUGUAUGCAUUAUACCUUGGCACCCACAGACACUGCACGCAUUAUACCUUGGCACCCAUAGGCACUGCACGCAUUAUACCUUGGCACCCACAGACACUGCACUCAUUAUACCUUGGCACCCAUAGGCACUGUAUGCAUUAUACCUUGGCACCCACAGACACUGCAUGCAUUAUACCUUGGCACUCAUAGGCACUGCACGCAUUAUACCUUGGCACCCAUAGGCACUGCACACAUUAUACCAUGGCACCCACAGACACUGCACGCAUUAUACCUUGGCACCCACAGACACUGCAUGCAUUAUACCUUGGCACCCACAGACACUGCAUGCAUUAUACCUUGGCACCCAUAGGCACUGCACACAUUAUACCAUGGCACCCACAGACACUGCACGCAUUAUACCAUGGCACCCACAGACACUGCACGCAUUAUACCUUGGCACCCAGACACUGCAUGCAUUAUACCUUGGCACCCAUAGGCACUGCACGCAUUAUACCUUGGCACCCACAGACACUGCAUGCAUUAUACCUUGGCACCCAUAGGCACUGCACGCAUUAUACCUUGGCACCCACAGACACUGCAUGCAUUAUACCUUGGCACCCAUAGGCACUGCACGCAUUAUACCUUGGCACCCAUAGGCACUGCACGCAUUAUACCUUGGCACCCACAGACACUGCAUGCAUUAUACCUUGGCACCCAUAGGCACUGCACGCAUUAUACCUUGGCACCCACAGACACUGCAUGCAUUAUACCUUGGCACCCAUAGGCACUGCACGCAUUAUACCUUGGCACCCAUAGGCACUGCACGCAUUAUACCUUGGCACCCACAGACACUGCAUGCAUUAUACCUUGGCACCCAUAGGCACUGCACGCAUUAUACCUUGGCACCCACAGACACUGCAUGCAUUAUACCUUGGCACCCACAGACACUGCAUGCAUUAUACCUUGGCACCCAUAGGCACUGCACACAUUAUACCAUGGCACCCACAGACACUGCAUGCAUUAUACCUUGGCACCCAUAGGCACUGCAAGCAUUAUACCGUGUGUGAGAACUUAACCUCAGCCAUUAAUGUUCCCCUUGGAUUUCAUCCAGUUUUAUUGUAAAGAUUUAUGUAUCUAAAAGCUUAACAUCAAGGAGAUUUGAACCCAAGACUCUUCAAUUGCUCUGCUCCUGUCAUCUUUUCCUUUGUUAAUGACAAAUAAUUAGUAGGUGCAUGCAAUACCUAUCAAUAUGCAUAAAAAGCUCUCUAUGUAAAGAAAGGUUUACAUUAGACAACGUAAUGUCAGAUGGUCUGACCCAUCCCUGUAACAAUAUGUUAAGCUCAGCUAGUCUCCUAGAUGUGUUGGAUUCCCAGACUGAACAUAUGUGUGAGUUGGUCUCUUAUUCAAGCUGUUUCUUAUUUGUGGAAUUUGAUUUCUUAUUCAGCUUCAAACUGAGUUUAAAUAAAAAUAUACGUUUUAUUUAAAUAUAAAUGGGAUUUAUAUAAUGUAGAUACACAAAGGUGAUUGAAUAUACAAACUGGAAGGACAGGCCAAACUGACAUCAAUACAGCAAUUACAAAUUUUCAUAAGUAACUGAUCUUUACAAAGGUUUAAUAACCAUUGGACCACUGAUUUUACUAUGAAUAUAUGUAGAACAGACCCCCCCAUGACAUGCAAUUCUCUUUAGCCUGGCAGAGGAAGUGAUGGGUGCUGUAUUUAAGAAUUUUGAAUAAGUAACUGAUAUAUACAAAGGGCUAAUGAUAAGUGAUUUCACUAUAAAAUAUAGGUAGGAUAAAUCCCUCUCCAUGACACACAAUUGUCUUUAGUCCGGCACAUAGGGGUUAUGAGCACAGAUGAUAGUGAUGCUAAUCUUGCCAAGGGUGUUGUAAUUCACCUUCUUCCGUGAUGAAUAGUACACCUUGGAGCUGCGCUACCUUCUGGGUUGGAUCCUGAUAUCCUGCAUAUACACCUACCGGUUUAGUGUGUAUACUGUGCUACUGUGGAGCUGUGUCUUGGACACUAAUCAGCUAGCUGGACUGCUGCAGAAAUCCAGCCUGUCUCUAUGGGCAAGACUGAUUGCCUUUCCUACAUGUGAGUACCCUGUGUUUUAUUGCAAGCCAUCAAGAUUCACCAUUGAUCUGCACCAUUGGCGCCUCUUUCCAUUGUAUUUUUUUAACAGAUUGCCUUCCCUUGGUUGAAGUUAGAGAGCUGCCUGCUGUACCGCAUCACAUCAAGUCCUCAUUUAUUUCCUUGUGGGACUUUUUCCAGUUGAAUACCUGGACUCUUUACCUGUUCCUAUGGUUUGGUGGUAACUUUCCACUCAGCACAACUAUAUGUGGAAGAUUUGUCUUAUACAUAUAUAUAAUUAUCCUUUCACUUUUUUAUAUAUAUAACACUGUUAUAUAUAUUUACGUUUUUGUAUGUGUUUGGUAUUUAGCACCUCCUAGAGGAUGCCAGGGAGCGUAUGAUGAUCUGUCUGCCUUGAUAUCUUUUUAUUUUUGUUGUAAUUCACACUUUUAUAUAAGUAACUGAAAUUUUCAAAGGGUUAAUGACCAUUGGGCCACUGAUUUCACUAUGAAUAAACAUACGUUAGAUCCCCUCCAUGACGCACAAUUGUCUUUAGCCUGGCCCAAUGGUGUUUUGGGCACAGAAAGAAAAUGCCAUCUUUGGCAUAGAUAUUUAUUCAACAUUGUAAAUUAAAGUAACUGAUAUUUUCAAAGGGUUAUUGACCAUUGGGCCACUGAAUUCACUAUGAAUAUAAGUAGAGCCUCCUCCGUGAUGGUAAACACUGAUUCCAGCCUCCAAACUUUUAAAAAUAACUUUAUUUUUCAACUGGGUCCAUGGGUUCAAACAAACAACGUUUUAGGCCGGCUAUAGACCCUUAGGGCUCGAUGAUUGAAAGCUCGUUUUAAAAAUGAUAUGAUGUAAAGAUGUGCGCACUGGAGUGCGAAUAUAAUAUCGUAAUUAUUGAAAGUGUUCGAAAUUGAUUGCGUGUAUGUAUUCAAAAUGGUCGUGUUUUCGUCAUUGGAUAUACGCUGCAAAUGUUUUUUUUGGUUUGCGUAAUGUUAAAUACCCGCUUCGUAUGUGUAAUUCUGUAUUCGUAAUUUCUUUCAAAAGUGUCUAUUGAUCAAUUGUAUUAUCAACUUUGAACUUAGAAAUUCAGAUUUGUAUAUUAUAAAUAUUAAAUGUCCAAAACUCAUGUAUUAUUUCUGACUUCUGUUUAUUUUAUAAUAAAAAGGAAAUUAAUACAAUUGUAUUCAUAAGUAAAGCAAUGCAAUGCAAUGUAAUUAUACAUUUUUAAAUAAAAAAACAUAAUUUAUGCUUA
Bombina bombina (fire-bellied toad) is the source of this 8089-nucleotide messenger RNA. It is a transcript of the gene EMILIN1, whose product is annotated as elastin microfibril interfacer 1. Lineage: Eukaryota; Metazoa; Chordata; Amphibia; Anura; Bombinatoridae. Gene Ontology annotation, molecular function: protein binding; extracellular matrix constituent conferring elasticity. The coding region runs from base 65 to 3091 and encodes 1008 amino acids. The record is from RefSeq and is a predicted model, not a curated record. The transcript is spliced from 7 exons.